AUGGAUAACAGUACUACACACGACCACGAUGCCAAUGCACCUGAUGCUGUUCAUGAGGACACGAAUGCUGUGGACAAAGGAGACGACCAUCCCACUGACGGAUCGUUUGAUGAGGAGGAUCGGGGUACUUUGGAACAACCAAGUAGCAGCUCAACGACAGCGACGACGGCUGCAACCGAGGAUAACAAGGCAAUGGAUGAUGAUGAUUUUGGAGACUUUGGAGAUAACAAUGACGAGUUUGGAGACUUUGAUGAUUUCCAGUCGACUGAGGACUUUGAUGAUUUCCAAUCAAUGGAUGAUGGAUUUGGUCCUAUUGAGCAGCAACAGCAGGAGGAUAAUGAUGCCGAUAUGAAUGACGCACAACCAACAACACCUCCAUCACCUCCCAAACCAACAGAAGCGGAAGAGUAUGUCCGAGUCUUGGAUACAGCACAACAUGCAACAGAGAUAACAGCCCAUUUGGAUCAUUUCUUUAAGCGCAUUUGGUCCCUUGAUGAUGACAAUGAAAACCAGCUACAACAACAAGAAGAACUCGUAGCAUCACCCACAUCCAUGGAACCACCUACCAAGAUUUUAUGCACGCCAUGUAGCGAGAAUCUUUGGGACAAGUUAUCCCGCGACUCGGUGUUUUAUAACCCUAUCACAGGAUCCAUUGGCCAAUUCCAGUGGACUCGCUCAGAGACCAACAAGGCCUAUCUUACUGCUCUCGGUGUCACUAUCAAUUAUGAAGAGAAAUCAAGUCCAAGUAGUGGUAGCAUGGGCUCUCCUGCAAUGGGAAGCAAACGACCGCAAUCCAAUUAUCUAGACACCAAGCAGACAUCUUCUCCACGCUCCAUGGAACGACGUUCAUCACCCAACCACACACGAUCCACAUCUUUGUCGGGUGUUCAUGUACCUGUAACAGAGAGUCGACAACACAGCGAUGAUGAUGAUGAAGAAGUUGACAACAGCAACAAAAAGGCGCCUGUGGAAGAAGAACCGGAAUUGGAUAUUGACAUAGCAAAGGCUUAUUGUGAAUUGACGGAAGAAACGAUUCGGAUAUUCCCUGAUGAAAAACUCAAAUCCAUGGUGACCGAACUUUCAAGGUUACAACGGCAAGCGACAGAGUACUUGACUUAUCUCUUGGAUCAACGAGAACAACUCAUGAUGGAUGCUGAAACAUACAACGACUUGAUCAGCUGCAUUGUUGGCCAUGCUCAACGACUCCGUGAACAACAUGUUGGACGUGAUGCUAGCCCUGCCAUGGUUAGCAAAAAGAAGAAAACGGGUGGUAGUCUAAGCAUGCUGCGGCGAAAACAAAAUAGCUCUGGUGCCAGUAUGGGAGGAGGUGUUGUUGGUCUAAAGCAAGGAUCUACCACCACCAAUGCUACACAAAAAAAGAAUAUACCACCACCAACAUCUACUACUACAGCAGAAGGAAGACGGUCCAUGUGA
Lichtheimia ornata is the source of this 1434-nucleotide messenger RNA. RefSeq lists its product as uncharacterized. The record is from RefSeq and is a predicted model, not a curated record. Bases 1 to 1434 code for a protein of 477 amino acids. The transcript is spliced from 4 exons. Lineage: Eukaryota; Fungi; Mucoromycota; Mucoromycetes; Mucorales; Lichtheimiaceae.